GGUAUAUAUUUAUUAAACGAGACCCACUUUUAUAAGCGUUCAUAUUUUGUACAGGAAAUGAUGAUGUUGGUUUUAGCGCGUGUGUUGAUGUCAACGUGUGUUGAUAAUAUCCGUGACUAGCUACACGCAGACAAAAAAAAAUAGGCCACAUCUAUCGUCUGAUCGACGUUUAGCCAGCUUUAUCUCCGGGUCGGAAAUACGUCGUUCGACCUUGAUAAAAUGAACGAAGGCUGGUUGCUCAAUAACCGAGUUGUUUAUGGAUUGUUGUGAUAUAAUUAUCGACCAGUGAGAGCUGGAAGAAUGAGUUGGCGUCAGAUAAAAUGGACAAGGACUGGUGUUUUGGUGAAGAAUUUCGAACUCUGUGUCGCGGAAGCUGGGAGAAGGUUUACCUCAAGUUUGACAGACCACCUGGCGCCACCUCUCCUAACGAGUCCCUGAUUUCAACCACUAAAACGUUUCCCUUCGAGGAGCAGGCUCCUCGUAGGACGACCAGUCCACAGUGUACGCAUUCAGAUGCUGGUUCCACAGCAUUUGACCUAGAUUUCUCCAUUUUUAAAGGUGAUCACUUCGUGCCAAUGUCGGAUCCUAGUGUCAAUGACGGUAGAUCCGCCUUGUGCGUUACCGUGGAGAUGGGAAUCUCUUCAAACGUCGAGGCGCUUCUUGCAGCAGGAUAUGACGUCAACACGAGUAAAGACAUCGAUGGCAGCGCGCCAAUCCACCUCGCUGUCAGUCACCGCCUGUAUGACAUCAUUAAAGUCUUGUUGCGUCAUAGAUGUGCCCUAGACGUGUAUAACGGGUCUGGUUACACGCCGCUUCAUACCGCGAUACUAAAUCGCGACGAACACGCGCUCCGCCUCAUGUGUUCCUAUCUGCGCUCCCGACUUCCGAUAAGGGAGGGAAUCACCGGUGACUUCCGGUGUUCGGACAUAGACCUGAGAGCCUCGUUCUCGGGCGAGACGUGUCUGCACAUCGCGGUGGAGCAGAACUCGUGCGAGAUCGUCAAGAUCCUCACGGACGAAGGCGCCUCGGUCGAGAUGGUCAACUACUUCAGCCAGACGCCGCUCGUGCUGGCGUGCCGCUACAACUACAUCGCCAUAGCCGACGUCCUGCUCGGCGCCGGAGCCAACCCGAACACAACGGGCAGCUUCGGAAACCAGCGAAACACGCCGCUGGCCCUGGCCGCCAAAUACAACUAUCUUCAGUUAGCGAGACUAUUGGUCCAGUACGGUGCUGACGUCAAUCUGGGCGACGACAGCGGGCCGUGUCCUCUGUUUACGUCUUUGCUGUGCGCGUCGGAAGACGUCACAACAUUCCUGUUGACGGAGUGUCUCGGGCGAGGUCUUGACGUCACGCUGUCGAAGAUGAACGGCGAGACGUUAUUGCACGCACUUCUGACGUAUAAAGGAGAGAUGAGGAUCGAGUUCGCCAAAGUGCUCGUGCAAAAUGGCUGCUCCGUGAACCAAGCCAACCGCGCCAAACAGUUCCCGCUGCACGAGACGGUAGCCAGACGAGAUUAUGCCAUGACGUCUGCGCUGCUGGAUUUAGGCGCGGAUAUGGGGGUGUUCGAUAGGUGGGGUCAGAACGCUCUGCACAUCAGUGUCGCUCUUGGAUUGAAGAAAAUAACCAAGUUACUUCUUGCGGCGGGCGCCGACAUUAAUUCCGUGACGUCAUCGGGAAGAAGUGUUCUAUAUAUAGCUCUCGAUCAAGGUUACUUAGACAUCGCCAGGUUCCUCGUCGCGCAUGGAUUCAAUCUUAGAAAAGAACUCUACCUGAUACAUGACAGCGGUGAGGACGUCAGACGACGGAAGUUACCGCUCAUGCUGUCGUCCAAUACCGAGUUGAUGGAGUAUCUACAACAGCACGCGCUUUCUCCCGCCACGCUGUUCGUUAUUUCAAUGACAACAGUCAGACGACUCCUUCUGUUGGGGAAUUCCUCCCUAGAGAGUGCGCUCCAGUUACCCAUCCCUCAGUUUCUACGACAUUUUAUAUGUUACGACACUUUACUAUGAAAUCCAUGCUAGUAAUUUACUUUUUCAGAGGAAUGAGAUUUUAAAUGUUAUAACAAUUUAUAAAUGCUAUGAGAUCCUUGUUUGUAAAAUUAGGGGUCUAUGUUAAUUAUCAACAUGUUCAGGAGAUACAAACUGUACUCCUUUUUUUCUGGUAUUCACCUUCUUCCUCCUAUAAUAAGGAUUUUGGUUGUAGGUUUGUUUGGGGUUUGGGGUGGUUUUUUGUUGUGUUUUGGGUUGUUUCAUUGUUAUAUUUUUGUUUGUUUUGUUGGAAUUUUUUGGGGAGGGUUGUUGUUUGUUUGGAGGGAUUGUUGUUGUUUUUUAUUGUGGUUAGGAGGUGUGGAUUUUUUUGUAGGGAGGGGGGCUCUUUUAAGUGCGCCGCCCACCCCUCCACUAGCGUGCAGUUUGUACGCUUCUGAAAACGUUGAUAAUUUUGACGGUUCCAUACAAGUAUUACUAUCA
Molecule: messenger RNA, 2468 nt
Organism: Gigantopelta aegis
Lineage: Eukaryota; Metazoa; Mollusca; Gastropoda; Neomphalida; Peltospiridae
Product: ankyrin-3-like
Exons: 2
Coding region: 321-2009 (562 amino acids)
Molecular function (GO): protein binding
Source: RefSeq, a predicted model, not a curated record